Molecule: messenger RNA, 644 nt
Organism: Magnolia sinica
Lineage: Eukaryota; Viridiplantae; Streptophyta; Magnoliopsida; Magnoliales; Magnoliaceae
Product: blue copper protein 1a-like
Exons: 2
Coding region: 1-465 (154 amino acids)
Cellular component (GO): plasma membrane
Molecular function (GO): electron transfer activity
Source: RefSeq, a predicted model, not a curated record
AUGGCUUCUAAGCUAGUGUCAGCCAUUCUUAUACUUGUCGUCAUAGUUCCUACAGUUGCUUUGGCAACCGAACACAUGGUUGGAGAUGACAGUGGUUGGACGAUUAAAUUCGAUUAUGAAAAAUGGGCCGAGGACAAGGAAUUCCGAGUUGGAGAUAAACUCGUUUUUAAGUACCCACAGGGAGUUCACAACGUCUUCAAAGUGGACGGUACGGGCUUUAAGAACUGUGUGGCGCCGUCGGAUAAUGAGGCUUUAUCAACUGGAAAUGAUGUGAUUACCCUAGCAGCUCCUGGAAAGAAGUGGUACAUAUGUGGAGUUGGCAACCACUGCGAGUCCGGGGGACAGAAGCUGGCCAUCAACGUUCAAGCGGCAGACCAGAAAUCAGCGGCCAACGGGAUCCUGACAUUUGGAUAUCAAGCAAUCACAUUGGCAGGGAUUGCAUUCGCAGUGUGGAUCCUAGUUUGAUUAGCGUCGACUUCACUUUGAUGAAACAGAAUUAGACUUAUGAUUUUUCUUUUUCUUUUCUUCCGUUUUCAUUUGUUCAUUUUAUUUUUUAAUUUGGUUUUUUGUUUUCUAUUCUGGAAUUAAUUGAUGGGUUCUCUUUACAAGAAUCAGUGUUACCCAAGAUUUAAAUGGCAUUAUGA